AUGAAUGCGACCAGUUCAACAUCUACUAUACCAACGGCAUAUCAAUAUGCAAAUCCAUUACUAUAUACGCUUAGGGAUUAUCAUACGGAUAUCGAUCCAUAUUGGAUCGUAGCCAUAGAAUUUAUCAAGUUACAGUUCGCUUUACGUCUUUGGAACAGAGUGCGCUAUGGAAAAUGGUUAACAUCAGUUGAAUUUAUCGUCGAUUGCUCCGAACGCGACAGCGCUCCUAAACCUUCUGCUCCCCUGAUGGUUCCACGUCGAUCUUUACCUGCUCCUUUAACUGUCUUUAUUCUUCAGGAUUUUAAUAAAUUGGAAAAAAACGAAAAGAAAAUUUAA
Rotaria socialis is the source of this 336-nucleotide messenger RNA. NCBI's taxonomy places the organism in Eukaryota, Metazoa, Rotifera, Eurotatoria, Philodinida, Philodinidae. The record is from the annotation of a GenBank genome assembly.